AUGAGGAAGCUUUUCAGCUUCUGGAGGAGGAAGGAUGAAUCUUUUAGCCGCCCCUCAUGCCUGCCCGAAGGCCAGGACUUUACUCCCCGAGCUAGGCACUUAAAGAAACUGCACAAAGCUGCUUCAGAAGGGGAUUUGGAGAAAUUAAAGGUGUACCUUCAGCUCAAGAAACAUGAUGUGAACAUGCGGGACAAAGUGGACCGAACACCUUUGCAUCUGGCCUGUGCUAGUGAAUAUACAAAUGUCAGAUCUCUCCUACCGAAGAAAAAAUGCAAAAUAAAUGUCCAGGAUGGUGAAAACAAAUAUACACUGAUUAAGGCAGUACAGUUUCAAAAGGAGAACUGUGCUACUAUUCUUCUAAACCAUGGUGCAGACCCAAAUCUGGUGGAUUUUCAUUAUAAUACUGCUCUGCAUUAUGCCGUGUGUGGUCAGAGUGUCUCAUUAGUCAGAAAACUACUUGAACACAAAGCGAAUCUUGAAGCUAAAAAUAAGGAUGGGUAUACUCCACUUCUACUUGCCAUUGUUGAAAAUAAUGAAAAAAUGGUGAAAUUUCUUCUGAAGAAAGGGGCAGAUGUGAAUGCUGCAGAUAAGAAUCAAAGAACAGCUCUUAUGAUUGCUCUCUGUGAUGAACCAACAACUAUAGUAAGUCUUCUUCUUCAGCAAGAUGUUGACCUAUCUUGCCAAGAUAUUAUGGAUUCACAGCUGAGGAGUAUGCUUCUUUUAAUGGUUUUACUAUGUGAUAUUGGAAGAAGUAAAGUGGAGGAAACCACCUGA
Messenger RNA from Sciurus carolinensis (gray squirrel), 774 nucleotides. It is a transcript of the gene Ankrd7, whose product is annotated as ankyrin repeat domain 7. Gene Ontology annotation, molecular function: protein binding. The record is from RefSeq and is a predicted model, not a curated record. NCBI's taxonomy places the organism in Eukaryota, Metazoa, Chordata, Mammalia, Rodentia, Sciuridae.